This is a messenger RNA of Orussus abietinus, 1473 nucleotides long. RefSeq lists its product as uncharacterized. The record is from RefSeq and is a predicted model, not a curated record. The transcript is spliced from 4 exons. NCBI's taxonomy places the organism in Eukaryota, Metazoa, Arthropoda, Insecta, Hymenoptera, Orussidae. Bases 1 to 1401 code for a protein of 466 amino acids.
AUGAGGACAGCCUCCGCGGUCUGCGCGUGCGCCGUCUUCUGGAUAGCUUCCGCGGCCUCGAGAUCGGCCGAUGAUUAUUAUCAAGGAAGUCGCCUCUCGACCGAGUACGAUGGACGAAAGACCGACGAUGCAUCGACGACGACCACCUUGGACUUCUUCAAGGUCCGGAGGAAGCGCGACGGCGUCGUCGAGGAGAGGGUGGACCUGCUUCCUGCGAGGCGUCCUAAACAUCGUCGUCGAGGCAGAUGCAAAAACGAAGCUUCUUGCGGUGGGCUCCGCAAGAAUUCGAAAAAAAGCCAGCAGCUUCAAGGUAGUCACGAGGAGUCCUCGGGUCGGGCGGCGCCGUCCAGGGCGUCGGAGGACCCUCCUAGAGGAGGCGUCGACGCCGACGAGGUUCCCGACCGCCACCUGAAAUCCAUCGCGGACUUGUUGAUGCCAAAGAUAUUCCCAAAGCGAGACGAGGCGCAGAUUUACCCAGAAUUUACCGACCCGGUUCCUGUGGAGGUAACGGAGGCGGAUGAGGUCGACCAUGAAGAGGUCGACGGAGUGGUCGAGUCGAGACCCGAUUCCUCCACGAUUUCCGGAAUUUUCGGCGAGACGACCGAGCUGGAUAUCUCCAUGGAGAACGUCUACAGAAGUGGCCAUCUCCUGGGUAGAAACAUGGAGUUUAAGGAGGGCGUCUCUUCAUGGAGGAACCAAGAGAGGAGGAUCGGGAAGGACUACCUCGAGGGUACGAUCUCGUCCUCCAUUUAUGCGCCGAUCGACGAGCGGGUUUCUCUUCACGAGAGCCUCGCUGCCCUCUUCUCCAGGCUCUUCCGCACCCUGAAGAACGGCACCGUAGAUGGCAACCGGGAACUCCUGGACGAUUUCGAGUUUGGAAAUUCUCUCGAGGACGACCUCUGCCAGAAGUGGCUGGACUGCAAGGAUAAACUGGAGGAGGCAUUUCUGGGGCCGCUGGUCGCCCUGCCAGGCUGUCCUUGCCAAUACCCCAGCAACAUUUUCUACGACGAUAAAAUCUGGGACGAACGGCACAGGAGGCACUUCCGGUGGCGCGACGUAAGCGGCGAUUCGGAGAGGCUCGACGUCUACAAACCCGGCGCGAGUUAUUGCGUCCGCUCUUUGGUGGCCCAAGGAAGUGGAAGUGCGGCUGCUCAACAUUGUUGCUACGACAGAAGAAGAAGAUUGUUGACGAGAGGUUCCGGCGCCGGGACACCCAACUUCGUCAGCCCGGAAGUCUCCGUUCUGCUCCACGAGAGGAUCGACGUGCUGCCCUGGAGACUCUGCAAAGGAGAUUUUUCUAGGUUCAACAAGGUUCGACCACCGAACAACGAUAAUCGAUGCAAGGCGAACCCGGACGACGAGGAGUACCAACGCCAAAUGAUGAAUACAAAAUACUACUGAAGUACAAGCAGACCAAAAUACAAACCCCUCUUAAGGGCGCUACACCCGCAACAAUGUAAUCUGCGCAAUUAA